Molecule: messenger RNA, 1088 nt
Organism: Pipistrellus kuhlii (Kuhl's pipistrelle)
Lineage: Eukaryota; Metazoa; Chordata; Mammalia; Chiroptera; Vespertilionidae
Gene: EBAG9
Product: estrogen receptor binding site associated antigen 9
Exons: 7
Coding region: 41-682 (213 amino acids)
Cellular component (GO): secretory granule
Source: RefSeq, a predicted model, not a curated record
GGGAACAGCUGUAGUGAUCUUGCAGGUUUUGAGUCCCAUCAUGGCUAUCACACAGUUUCGGUUAUUUAAAGUUUGUACCUGCUUAGCAACAUUAUUCUCAUUCCUGAAGAGAUUAAUAUGCAGAACUGGCAGAGGACGGAAAUUAAGUGGAGACCAAAUAACUUUGCCAACUACAGUUGAUUAUUCAUCAGUUCCAAAACAGACAGACAUUGAAGAGUGGACUUCCUGGGAUGAUGAUGCUCCCACAAGUAUAAAGAUUGAAGGAGGGAAUGGGAAUGUGGCAACACAACAAGAUGCUUUGGAACAACUGGAACCUGACUAUUUCAAGGACAUGACACCAACUAUAAGGAAAACUCAGAAAAUCAUUAUUAAGAAGAGAGAACCAUUAAAUUUUGGCGUCCCAGAUGGUAGCACAGGCUUCUCUAGUAGAUUAGCAGCUACGCAAGACAUGCCAUUUAUUCAUCAAUCACCUGAAUUAGGUGACUUGGAUACCUGGCAGGAAAAUACCAAUGCAUGGGAAGAAGGGGAAGAUGCAGCCUGGCAAGCAGAAGAAGUUCUGAGGCAGCAGAAGAUGGCAGAGAGAGAAAAGAGGGCAGCAGAACAGCAAAGAAAGAAAAUGGAAAAGGAGGUACAGCGGCUAAUGAAAAAGGAGCAAAACAAAAUUGGUGUGAAACUUUCAUAACAAAUGUUCUUCAUAUGUCAUAGUGCCACUGGAAGAAAUACAAAAUCCACAACCCAACCAACAUUUGUAUGGAUCUAAGCGUAUUUCCCGAAUACAAACACAGUUUGAUUUAAUGCAUUCAUCAGGCCAUUCAGGACACUAGGAUUCUGUCAAAGUACCUUGAACUUGUAAGCGAUUGAGACUCAAAAGAACAAAAAAGACUUAUGAGACUAUUUUCUUCAACAUGUUCCAUUAUAAGACAGUUGUUUGCUAUAUGCAAAUUAUUACAAAUGGAAUAUGCCAGUACCUCUUCAAGUUGGUGUUUCUAGCUGAAUAAAUAGGUGUAAAUAAUUUUGUGGUGGAAAGAACUUUGUCGUCCAUAAUGUUCAUUGUGCAUAAUGAUAAAAUAAAUAAUUUUAAAUAUUCA